Molecule: messenger RNA, 2282 nt
Organism: Cheilinus undulatus (humphead wrasse)
Lineage: Eukaryota; Metazoa; Chordata; Actinopteri; Labriformes; Labridae
Exons: 7
Coding region: 455-1030 (191 amino acids)
Biological process (GO): cardiac muscle cell action potential involved in contraction; sodium ion transport; regulation of heart rate by cardiac conduction
Cellular component (GO): voltage-gated sodium channel complex
Molecular function (GO): sodium channel regulator activity
Source: RefSeq, a predicted model, not a curated record
CCACCUUAAAGUCUGACAGGCUGUAGCAGAGACUACUGUAUAAGAACACGAAGACUUUAAACAUUUUCUGUGUUUUGAGAUUAUUUUUUGUCUUUUGUUGGACUUCAUGAAGAGUACUGAACUGAUGAACUGACAGCUCAGUCUGGAUUAAAGGGCGGACUAGUUUGUCGUGAGGAAUCCAGGGUCUUUAUGUCAGUAAUGUAAUCUUAAUCCCCACGCAUAUUUCUCUGUGGGCUCACGUCAAGAAAAGUGCCUUUUUUUCUCCAACAGCAGGCAGAAAUGUUAUGCCACUUUUCUCUCUUAGUUGUCUUCGGUCUUUUUGCAACCUGAUCGACAACGAAAUUGACCUUAGCAACUUUGUUGUAUCAAUGACUGCUCUACCUCUGUACUACUGGACAGUUUUCUCCGUCCUAUAGUCUCUGGGUGUGAUGGCGGCUGUUCAGAGGUUGAUUCGAUGACUGAAGCUGUGGCCGGAGAAGACUUCCUCCUGGGCUGCAUCUCCUGUAAGAAACGAGAGGAGGUCUCUGCCCAAGCCACGGUGGACUGGCACUUCAGGCCACUUGGAGAGGAGGAGGAGUUCAGACAUAUUUUCCACUAUGACCACCCCACUGCUGACAUCCUUGAUGAGGAUUUCAGCAACCGCCUGGAGUGGCGUGGGACAAUGAACCCAGAUAUUCAGAUAGGAGCCAUUUACAUUCAUAACGUCACCUUCAAUGAUACAGGGACAUACCGCUGCACCAUCAACCGCAUGCUCCUCCUGCCUCAGUACAAUGAGCACGUCACCGUGGAGAAGGACGUGGAGCUUAGCGUGGUGGCUGUGGCCAAUCGGGAGCUGACAUCGGUGAUCUCUGAGAUUAUGAUGUUUGUGCUGAUUGUGGUGCUGCAGCUUUGGCUCAUCGUGGUUCUGGUCUACUGUUACAAGAAGAUCUCAGAGGAGCACGAAGCUCGGGAGGCCCGUAAAGCUCUUAAAGCUCAGGCAAAAUUGUUAGAGUCAAAAGACAACUGUGACGGGGUGCAGCUAGAGUCAUAAAGGUCUUCUCUGCAAGAGCCAAGCUUCGUCUCAGCACCAGGCGUGCAAACAAGGAAAGACCGUUUUCUGUUGAAGACGAUGUUUUAAGCUGAACGGUACAGUUGUUAUUAGGAAGGGCAGAUGUUCUUUAAAAAAUCAGUGAAACAUGAAGUCUGUCUGGUUUCUAUUUUAUCAUCAAAACAAAGAACUGUUUAAAUUGCUGAUGAACCUUUUAUUUGGCUGAUCCCUUCAUGCUGGAAAUCUAAGAGAUGAAAGAUAAUCAGAUUUAAGUGUAAUGUAUUUCUUUUUUUAACAGCUAUUUGACAGAGUCUUAACAGCUGCAUCUGAUACUAACGAGAUAUGUGGAUUAAAGCAAAACAAAAUCUUUGUAAGCCUCUGAAACCAUAACAUAUAGACACGAACAGUCUGCUAGUUGUCUAAAUGGACGAUAAAUUGAUAUUUUUUGAUAAUGUAUUGCAUUUAAAUUGUCACGUUAAGAAUAAGCAUCUUCUUAAUAGCUUGGAAACUCUUCUAAAACAUCUCAUCAACACUGAAUGUGCUGGUAUGCCUCACAUCCUUAGACUACUCUCCUAAUCUGAGGAAAAGUGUGUCUAUAAAGCAUGAUUUAAAAAAAACAAAUCUUAAAAAAGUUAUUAUUCUAGAAGACUCAGUUCUGUGAAUAUGGUGGGUUUAACACAGCCAAGGACUUUUAUAUGUCUUCUUUAAAUCAAUUACAGACACACAACAGAGGAAAGAAGCAAAAAAGAUGCAUCCUUUAUAACAAAUUUUCCAAACAAAAGAAAAAACACCUUGCCAACUGCAUUUUGAUCUUUUUGAGUAACACCAUGUCUGAAAAAUGCCAUAUGAAAUUGUCAUUCUUUAUUGUUAUCGUGUUAUGUGUCUUUUGUAUUUGCAAUGUAGUGAAAUUUUAAAGAUGUAAUGUGAAAGUGAGACUAUCACUGUUAAAGCAGCUUUACUGAGUGUCAGUCCUAAGCUGCAUGUCUUAAAUUUGUCUUGUCAAUAUGCUAAAACACAGUUGUAGCUGAGCCAAACUUCUCUUUUACCUUUCAUCUUUAUACAUUUAUAAAUGAACCUCUGAAUAAAAAAAGUUUUGUCUUUAUUUGUCUAAUGCAUAUGCUGCAUUUGCUGUGUUGGCGAACAUAUAAAUGUACAGUAAAAUAACACUGCAUAAAUAUUAACCCCUUCCAGUCAGCAUUUAGUAGAUUCACCUUUGGCUGCAAUCACAGCACUCAGUCUGUGUGGAUAGGUCUCA